Theileria orientalis strain Shintoku is the source of this 822-nucleotide messenger RNA. RefSeq lists its product as uncharacterized. The record is from RefSeq and is a predicted model, not a curated record. Bases 1 to 822 code for a protein of 273 amino acids. NCBI's taxonomy places the organism in Eukaryota, Apicomplexa, Aconoidasida, Piroplasmida, Theileriidae. The transcript is spliced from 8 exons.
AUGUCCUCGAAAAACUGUUGUGUGGCCAUGGGAUAUGGAACCAGGAAUUCACGUAAAAACCUAAAAUUUAUCCAAAAUUCCAAACAUAUUAUUAAACUGCUAUCUGUGGACAGAUGUUUGUGUAAGUUUGAGCAGAAUGUGUGGGAAGGCUUGACGUUAUCUUGGACUCCAGAGUUGGAACGAAUGGGCCGAUGGCUCUGCUACUCGAACACUCCGACUCGAGAUUCAAAGUUUAAGGUGCAUCCCUGGGCUGCGCAUCCUGAGACUAUCGGAGCUCUAUCUGCUAUACAACUGGGCUUUUACGCGAGCAAGGAGUAUCAGCCUGAGUAUAAGGAGGACAUUCGCCUUGCUGGUGGCAUUGAGGUGUUGUCUGACUUACUGAAGAGCAAUGAGGAGGAUCGUGUUCAUGCUGCCGCCAUAACUCUAUCGUUUCUAUCGUCUGGAAAUCCUAAAUGUUGUGAAGAAAUGUACGAAAAUGACCUUUUCCCCUAUUUGAUUAAUGGUAUGAGAUCCACUUUGGAUCCUUUCAGGGCUACUUGUGCUCAAAUUUGCCGCAAUAUAUAUCAUCAAGAUGUUAAUUAUCGUAAAGAGUUUAUGAGAUCUGGAGGUCUCGUUGCUCUCGUUUCAUUAUUGGAUCCCAUUGACGAUUCUGAUGAACUAUACUUAACUCAGUUGGAUGCUAUAUACCAUUUGGAUGAUUUCAUUAUGGACGGCAUUGAGGAAAUACCUGAAUUGGUCACAUAUGUUAAGGCCUCUGGAGCUCUACCCAAACUUCAACUCUUAGAAAAGGUUUAUAAUUACCUGCACACAUUUUAUUACUGA